Molecule: messenger RNA, 315 nt
Organism: Nematocida parisii ERTm1
Lineage: Eukaryota; Fungi; Microsporidia
Exons: 1
Coding region: 1-300 (99 amino acids)
Source: RefSeq, a predicted model, not a curated record
AUGGCAAGAGUUCCCUUUGAAGAGAAGACAAAUGAAGAAAGAGUGGAAGUGCCCAUGGGUAAAAAGCAGACAAGGGACGAGAGAGAGACUGUCUUAGACUAUUUAUUAAUGAUGAAAAAGCAGACACUUAAUUACAACCUAAAGUAUGACUUAACCCUGUGCAUGGAGAUUCUUCAAGGGAAAGAGAACAUAGAAGUAAAGGAGUUGAAAGAGGCUGUAAUUGACCUAUCUGAGGAGAAUGAAAAGUUAGUUAAAGCGUGUGAUAACUUACAAAUGAAAAUAUUAAAUAACACACAGUAAAGUGUAAGCAAUGCA